Molecule: messenger RNA, 2019 nt
Organism: Osmerus eperlanus (European smelt)
Lineage: Eukaryota; Metazoa; Chordata; Actinopteri; Osmeriformes; Osmeridae
Gene: dok1a
Product: docking protein 1a
Exons: 5
Coding region: 94-1614 (506 amino acids)
Biological process (GO): positive regulation of MAPK cascade; cell surface receptor protein tyrosine kinase signaling pathway; Ras protein signal transduction
Cellular component (GO): cytoplasm
Source: RefSeq, a predicted model, not a curated record
AUGGACCGAUAAUCGGGAUUGUAAAAGCCCAAGGAAAACUAGGCUAAGUCCAGGGUCCAAACUACAGGGGUCGGUGUCAUCUCAUCUGGGACUAUGGAUACCCAUGUGAAAGCAGGCCAGAUCUACCUUCAGCACCAGAAGCAGGGCAAGAAGUGGAAGAAACUAUGGCUGUCCCUCUACCCCUCCAGCGGCAGUGGUGUUGCCAGACUGGAGCUGCAGGAUUUGAGUGAGCGCAGUGCUGGCUUUGCUCCAGGUGGGGCUGUGGGGGUCCGGAGGCACCAGGAGAAGAAGGUGAUCCGCCUGGCAGAGUGUGUGAGAGUGCUCCGUCUGCCCCCCCACGCCGAGGCCUGCCCUGGGGACAACAUGGCGGCCUUCUGCGUGGAGACGGAUGAGAGAAGGCUGGUGAUGGCGGCGGAAAAGGAGGAGUGUGUGGACUGGGUGGAGAAAGUGUGCGAAAUCGCCUUCCAGAAAGGAGGACUAGUGUCAUCAGCUCAGCAGCUCCGAAUGGAGGAAAACCUCAUCUAUGUGUCCACGGAGGAAUUGAGUGAGUUCUGGGUGAGUGUGCAGCAGACAGAUGCAGCUACGCUGUGUGGCCUCCAGGGGGCCUACUGGCUGCGUGUGGCAGGAGAUGAGCUUGUCCUGAAGGAGGCGGAGACCAGAAAGUGCCUGCAGACCUGGCCCUAUCGGCUGCUGAGACGUUAUGGAAGAGACAAGCUGACGUUCUCUAUCGAGGCAGGUCGCCGUUGUGACUCGGGGCCCGGCACGUUCACCUUCGACACUCGGCAGGGUGAUCAGAUAUUCUCUCUGAUUGAAAAUGCUAUAAGCGAGCAGAAGACAGCUGCUGUUGUCUCAGAUGCACUCCUCCCAAGCGAUACGAUUGGCUCCAGGCGGCCUCGCUCACCUCUGCCCGAACUUCCUGUCAGUGCCAGCAUUUUUGAGGGGCACAACCUCUGCAAAUCGUUGUCCUCAGCUUCUGUUGGCUUCGAGGAGUGUGUGUACUCUGAACCGGCGGAUGUGAUUAACUUCGUAAAGAACGUUAACCCUCAACCGGCUGAAUUUAAUGGCUCCGAUGAGUGUGUCUAUGCCCAACCAGCUGACUGUAUCAAAUCUCAAGGCCCCGCCCCCAACUCCCACAUGCCCCUCCCCCUGGCACUUUCACACCCCUCCCCUUCGGUGAGUCCCCGUGGCAACCCAACAGAGCCUGUGUACGUGGACCCUGUUCAUUACAUCCCCCUGAAACCUCCUAAAAUGGCCGCCCCAGCUCCCCCUUCUGCCUCCCCAAUCUCCUUUUCCUCUUCCCAGCCCAGAGACCAGUCUGAACCGGUUUAUGAUGAGGUGUACCACAGAAUUGGUCUGGUCCAGACUAACCAGGAUCCCCACCAGAACCAGGCCCUGGAAAAGGACCAUUGCAGAGAGGCACCAAUCUACACCGAGGCUUCUAUAGGGGCACAUUUGAAUUCCGCCCUAAGCUCUAUGCACCCUCAAGAGGAGCCAAAGGUUGACCCCUAUGCCCACCUCUACGCCCAAAUCGGCAAAGUUAAAACGAAUACCCCCCCUACCAAAUCAGGGGAUCAGUCCCCUGAGGUAAUCUAUGAAAACCUGGGCAUCAUCUAAAACUAAGAAUGUUAUCAUGCUUGGCUAUUUUAUAUAUUGGUCUAUACACAUUUUUAUUGUAUGUGUAUUGUGCUUUAUAUAAUGUUUUUUUUUUAUUUUACUCGUUAGCUUUUUAUUGUUGUCAGUAUUAACCUCAGCUACCAAACUCACCCUAAUCCAAAUGACAAUGUUCCCAUUGCUGGUUUCUGAGUUUUAGGAUCAUCUAACGAUACAACAUUUUUACUACAUACAUCAUAUGAGAUUCUUCAUAUGUUUUAACUAACCUUCCUCAAAAGUAAAGGUAAAAAAAUAUUUUUUUUAUCUUGGCAAUAGAGGCUGGAAUUUUGAAACAAUUCAGGCUAUGAUGUUAUUGAUUUGUGCUUGUAUGAUACACUGUCACCCUCAAUAAACUGGCAAUAAACCGUU